Colletotrichum lupini is the source of this 2322-nucleotide messenger RNA. RefSeq lists its product as uncharacterized. Bases 1 to 2322 code for a protein of 773 amino acids. The record is from RefSeq and is a predicted model, not a curated record. Lineage: Eukaryota; Fungi; Ascomycota; Sordariomycetes; Glomerellales; Glomerellaceae. The transcript is spliced from 3 exons.
AUGGCGUUUUGGGUGGUCGGCGGGGAGGCAAGGCCACUUUCCCAAGGUGAGGGCCACGUCCUCAAUUCCGAUCUCUACGUUGUGGGUGGCAAAAGGAGGAUUGGUCACGCUCAUGAGCGCGACAUCUACGACGGCAACUCUGAGUACGCACACGACGACAUGCCCUUCCAGAAAAGGGCCCGUGUAUCACAUUUCACGUCCGACUCGGAUCCUGUUUGUCCACCGCGGGGAUCGAUUCCCGUUCAGAACCUGUCCUUUUUAGUAAUCCGAGAACAAACAUCGCCAACGCCCGAGCCGGCUGAAGCCGAUGUCACCUCAUCGCAAAUGGAGCGCACCGCCUCUGGCUUGUCCAUCUCGUCCGAUACAGACAUUUACAGCGCCGCCAGCGAGGACGAUCUAAGGCUGCUCGACGACGAUGUUGCGGCUAGACUUGUCGAAAAUCGGUUGCAGCUUGGCCGACGUCGUACCAAGGAUUCUCAGCAUGAACGAAUCCUGAGAUCACUCAUCCGACCACGAUCUCGGCAUGCCGAGUUCUCCAUCGAUAAUGAUGCGCUGGAAAGCAUUUUUUCCGCCGCAAACGAGAUCUUCUUUCACAACAGUCUAUCACAGCGCGUCACUUGGGAUUGGUCCCAUGCAUCUAGCGCCCAGUACAAGGACCACAUCAUCGGCACUACAGCCCUUCGACGCUCUAAAAUGGGAGGCUUCGAGACUCUUAUUGUCUUAUCGAACCCAAUCUUGAAGGACAAGCAGUACAACCGACGACUUCUCAUCUCUACCUUCUUACAUGAGCUCAUUCAUAGCUACCUUUUUAUCAAAUGCGGCGUUAAGGCUCGUCAAUGUGGCGGUCAUACCGCUGGCUUUCGACGGAUUGCGGAGCUCAUUGAUCUCUGGGCUGGGCCGGACAACUUGCACCUACGGAACAUGGAGGCGGAUCUGGACCACUUCCGUGAGGACGAAGACCAUGUUCCUGAAGGCGAUGUGCACCCUAUGGGCAGACCCUGCAGACACAACUUCCCCGCCUUUCAAGAGCACCUCAACCCCCGUCACCACACAUACCACGACAACCAGACUUGCGAGAGGUCUCGAUACAGAUCUCAGGAACGAUGGGAGUAUCACAUCAAUGACCACCGCGAGUACUUUCCAGUCAGCAGGGAGAGCAGUCCCACAUCUACGACCAUAACGACGACUGAGGAAGACUACGACGAAGUGGAGCCACUUGAAGAAGGUGAGAUCCGCGAGACACGUGGCCGGCUCUUCUUCCCUGGCAACUAUGUUUCCAGCAGGCAGUCAUCUGCCCACGAACGAAACUUUUAUGACUCAUACGACGGGCAAUGGGCCCGUAUUGAUGACCGAGGGGGGAUUGUCGUCUUGGGUUACGACAACGCUCCACAGCAGGCCAUCCCGUCAUACACGCACCCAAGCGCCGUCGGGACGGGAUGGCGAGAGGAAAGGAAGAUUGUCCACCCGCCAACUAUGCUACAACUCGACAUGGCGGAAUCGAAGCGGGCCAGGUUUCUACCACAACAGUGCCAACAUCACUCGCGGAAACCGCACAAGGAUGAUCACUUACCGCAACCACGGUCUUACAACAUCAACGACGUUGCAAUUACUCUAUCCGAAUCCAUGUUAGGGCCGAUUCCAUGGUCCGCCUCCGAGAAGUCACUAAAGAACACCGUCGCCCGCGUAUUAGUCGACAAGGGCACCGAAACAAGUCCCAAAGUCACUUCGGCAAGCACCGUCUUCUCCAUCAUGAAAGCAAUCGACGAUCUCUGCUUCCUGGGCUUGCUCUUCCCGACACCCCAGAUCAACCACGUAUCGCACCCCGUCCUUCUAGAAGUCGGACAAACGCGGGGUAGGGUGGGUUGGACGCAGCCGCUGCGGGCUAGUAGGCCCGGGGGCCCCAGCAUCGUCAUCCGCCUGAGCACGGUCCGUCACCGCGAUGACGGCACCACCACCACCACCACUACCACCGGUACCGGCAAGCCGCUACCACUCAGGGAGAUUGUGCAGGUUGCUGUUCACGAAAUGGUGCACGCAUACCUCUUGUUGCUGUCGUGUCGGAGAGAUAAGUGCGAUGUGGAUUUCGAUAUUAUGCACCGUGACUCUGAUGGCGGGGGCCAUGGGCUUGCGUUUGUUGCAGUACUCAAGGCUGUGUUGGGGCAGAUUCAGAGUUGGGCGCCGGAGUUACGGGACUUUGGGUUAACUGAUGAGUCUAUUCAUCCGUAUGAGGACUUUGGGCUGGAAUUGUGGAAGAGGGGGGAUAGGAUCUCGUCGAGAAGCAAGGGGCAGCGUGUUUGGUGGCUCGCUGCGAAGCCUAUGUAA